UGGCUAUAGCUAGCGCCCACAGUGCUGGAAAGGGAAGAAACGAAUAACGAAAUAAAAACGAAUCCGAAGUAUGGAAGUUUUUCUGCUGAUUUUGUUGUGGGCUUCCAGCUACGCUCUGGCGGAGCAGGACGAGAGAUUGCCAAAUAAAUGCGAAGUGUGCAAGUUCUUAACUGUCGAGCUGCAGGCGGCGCUGGAGAAGAGUGGACGGUCGAAGGAAGUUCUGGAAGUGGGAGAAGUACUGGACACUGGCAAACGGAGACGCAAAAUCAAAUACAACACCUCGGAAACGCGUCUCACGGAGGCUUUGGACAACAUAUGUGAGGGAAUCUUGCAGUACAGCGUCCACGCAGAGAGACCCGGCAGCCUCAGAUACGCAAAGGGAACGAGCCAAACCAUGGAGACCCUGAAGAACUUGGUUAAUAAGGGAGUGAAGGUAGAGCUGGGGCUGCCCUACGAGCUGUGGGAUGAACCCUCAGUAGAAGUCGCCGAUAUGAAGAAGCAGUGCGAGACCAUGCUGGAGGAGUAUGAGGAGGUGGUGGAGGACUGGUACUUCCACAAUCAGGAGGAGAGGCUAGAGCAAUAUCUCUGUGAGAUGCACGUGCUGAAGGCCUCGGAGCAGGGGUGUCUGAACGAGGUGUGGAAGGGUGAUAUGGGGGUGAAGGGGUCAGAAGAGAAGGCGGUGAGUGAGGCGAAGAUCGAGGGGGAGAGUGAGGGGACAGCGCACGACGCCGGGGAGCUUUGAACUGCAGGGGGCGUGGAAAGAGAGACCAAUGGACAAGCCCCCUGCCUGAGCACCCUUUUCAUCUACCUGUUCUUUGCAAAAUGAGAGCGCAGGGGCACAUUGAGAGGUCAGGGCAGGUCCAUGAGCUUGCGGGUAUGGCCUGGUGAUCCAAAGCCUCAUUACAUUUCACUUGUGCAAUGAACACUGCCUAACCCCGUAACAUGGAUGCUACGUUUGCAUGUUCCAAAGCAAACGAACUGUGGUUCUCUUAAAGGUUGCCAUGCUUACAACAGCCCAUGGGUUCUUGCAUUGCACGUUGUCUUAUGGUCUUGGGAAAGAGUGCAGGGGCCAGUUGCUGCUCCAGUGCGGAUUAUGUUUACAGAUCAUGUGUUUAAGCCUGAUUAACUUUGCUGCAAAGUCAUUGUUUUAGCAGGUUUCCUGUUACAGAAUUUGUUCCUGCACACACCAAAUUAGAGCUGAGAAACUCCGCUAUUAUUACAUAUUGGAUUUUUUAAAAGUAGGUGAAUAAUUUAACCAUGACACCUUGGUUUGAAUGGGUGCACACACCACAGUUAUUUCAGGUGUCUUAGUCAUGCAUCAGUGUGUUACAUUAACAUAUAAAUUUUAUGAGAUUGUUUCUUCUUUUACAUAGAAAAUAGGUACGUGUUGUGUGUGUGUUUAAUUCCCUGAAUCUGAAGGAUGGCUGUCACUCUUUGGAGCUGCGUGUCUGCAGCAGGUCUGGUGAGACUUGCUCCCUCCCGCGCAGCCUGCGAUGCAAGAAAUGUGUCAGGUUUGAACUCCUACUGCGUUUGUGCAAUAUGAGCUUUCCUGCAUCGUGGGCCGAGAUCCGCACAGGGGUCUACAGCAUUUGAACGCAUCGAGUGACUCCGGGUGCCAUAUUACCCAGUACCACCUGCCUUCCAAGUGCCUUGUGGUCCAUCAUUAAUCAGUACUCGUUUACACAGAAUCAUCCGCUGUAAGAAUUGCAGCCCCCCAGGGAAAAGCCCUGUGGAAACCACACCGGGAACAUAGUGCAAUUUCAAGGAUCCCUAAUGCCAUGUGUGCAACUUGUGAGUGGCCAGAUAUUCUGUAUUUCAUGGACAGUGUUACCACUUGAAGCACUGGAACCUCUCAUAAUCUCCAUGUUGUGCCUUUUUAGUCAUAACUGCCCCCCCUGCAGCAGCCCAUCUCUUCUGGUGCAUAAUUAUUUAUGCCAGGCAGGUAGUGUGCAAUUCAACGUA
This is a messenger RNA of Megalops cyprinoides (Indo-Pacific tarpon), 1962 nucleotides long. It is a transcript of the gene cnpy4, whose product is annotated as canopy FGF signaling regulator 4. Lineage: Eukaryota; Metazoa; Chordata; Actinopteri; Elopiformes; Megalopidae. Bases 71 to 742 code for a protein of 223 amino acids. The transcript is spliced from 6 exons. Gene Ontology annotation, molecular function: signaling receptor binding. The record is from RefSeq and is a predicted model, not a curated record. Gene Ontology annotation, cellular component: endomembrane system.